Messenger RNA from Pedinophyceae sp. YPF-701, 1641 nucleotides. Lineage: Eukaryota; Viridiplantae; Chlorophyta; Pedinophyceae. The record is from the annotation of a GenBank genome assembly.
AUGGGCUCGCACGCAGCUUUGACUGAGAGCUCCCUCGGGCGCCCUGCACGCCACCACGGCUCCAGGGCGCUCGCCCGGCGGCACGCACGAGGGCCGAGCUCCGCUUUCUCCCGCAAUCCCGCCGACCGCACGCCGAGUGCGCGUCGAUGCACGCGCGUCCGAGCGGACGCAGGCGAAUCGCCGUCAAUUUACGCCAGGUCGGGCCCCCCGAAGUGCUUCCUCCCAACGAUCUCGGAGAUGGGCGGGCGGCCCAUGUAUAAGGCGUCUGACAGCCGCGUGGUAGUCCCCUUGUUGGAUCCUUCCAAGAGCGGCAACGACGUCCCCUACGCCGUCGCACUCGAGCUCCUGUGCCUCGAGGGCUCCGCCUGCCCCUCCUGUGAGGGGCGCGCCCUCCCAAAGGAGACCCGGGAGGACCAGGACGCGGCGCGCGACGUCUACGAGCUGCACUACGUCCUCGACGGCCACGGGAAGAUGAUCCUCCAGGAGGAGGCGUCCGUCCUGCCGGGCGACACGCUGCUUCUGCCGCCAGGCGCCACGCGCCGCCUGGUGUCGCUGAGCCCGUCGGAGGCCGCCGCGGUCGCCGCCGAGGCCGCCGCGGCGCGCGGCGCGCCGGCGGAGGAGCCCGCCGCGGACGGCGACGCCGAUCCGUGGUGGCGCGGGCGCUACGGCAUGGCGACGCUCGUGGUGUACAUGCCGACGGACCUCUUCGACGUGGAGAACGGCGGGGAGCACAGCCUGGGGGGGUCGGUGGCGGAGCAGCGCGCGACGGAGGCGGCGCGGCGCGCCGCGGCGCGGUGGUAUGAGGGGGAGUGUGUGGGGGAGUUGGCGGACUCGGAGGUGCAGGCGAUCCUGUCGGCGCACCUGCUGUGCGCGGAGACGUGGGCGGCGGACGCGCGGCGCACGGGCCGCGCCGCCGCGGACGCGGACGGCGGCGCCGCGGGGGCGGGGCUGUGGGAGCGCGCCGCGGCCGCGUUCGGCCGCCAGUUCACCGUCGCGCGGGACUGGUUCGGCGUGACGCGGCUCACGCGCGUCUCGAGCGACGGCGACGCCUCGGACGGCCAGGGCGGGUCCGCCACGCCCCAAGUCAAGCCCGCGCCGGCGCCGUCGCCCAACCUGGCGCCCGUCGUCGACCCGCUCGAGUCCGUGCGCCACCGCACGCUCACGGACCUCGCGUCCUUCAGCCUGCCCGGGCAGACGAACCGCCUCGCGCUGGCGUUCGACCCGCUCGCCGAGGACCACGCCGACCGCACGCCCUUUACGUUUGGCGUCGAGGCCUUCGAGAAGGGCCACAAGACGCCCCCGCACCUGCACGCGCGCGGGCACGAGCUCUUCUUCAUCCUCGCCGGCGAGGGCGAGGCGUUCUGCGACGGCCAGCGCUUCCCGAUCGGCCCUGGCGCGAUGGCAAGCUUCCCGCCCAUGAGCAUCCACGGCAUCGACGUGGCCGAGGACAGCGAGCGCGGGAUGUACUGCCUGGAGCUCAUGCUGCCGAACGACGCGUUCGCGGAGUUCGUGCGGUCGGGGGAGUCCGUGGGGCACUUCACGGACGACGAUCUGUGUAUGCUAAUCGCGGUGGGGUGCGGGGGCGCGCCGGGGGUGGAGCAAGGCGCGGCGGGGCAGGACCUGGCGGAGUCGCCGUCGUGA